GCAAAAGAGAAAGGAAAAAUUUAGGCGAGCGGCGAGCCCAUCGUUCCCUUCCCCGUCUCCACCUUUCGCUCUCAGAUCUCUCCACCCGUCUCUCUCUCCCCCCUCUCGCGCUACAAUGGCCGACGAGCCCCUGGACGCGUCGCCGGCGGCGGAGGCGGCUUCCGCGCCCGCGCCCGCACCGUCACCGGCACCAGCACCAGCGGCGACCGUCUACUCGGUCCUCCGGCCGCGGCGGGAAUCGUUCGAGCACGGGCUCUUGCCGAUCCCCAAGCUGGUCUUCCCGGAGGGUACGCUCACGCAAACCCUAGCGCAGCUCAAGGGGAGGCUCUUGGAAUCCGGGAGCGGCCGCGUGGGCGCCCCGGCGCUCGCUGAGGCGCUGCAGAUCCCCGUCGAGCAGGCUGCGCUGGUGCUCGGGACGCUCGCCGCGGUGCUGCCCACCGACGAAGACCCCGCGCUCGGCGUGGACGGCGCCGGGGAAGCCGACCUCCGCGACGUGCUCCUGUUCCUGUACAUCCAGUCCUACAAGCGCCUCGUGCCCCGCGCCCACAAGGACUCGCCUUCCGUCGCCGACGUCUGGCCCUCUACCUCUGCUUUUGACGGAUACCUCUCCGCGCUCUCCCCGAUCCAGCUUGUACGGAGUAAUAGCCGCCGGUUUAUGCCUUCACAAGCAGAUGAAGAAGCUCAUCAGUUAUCUUAUUUGCAAAAGCAUAUGGCCAAUGUUCUAACUCUUUUGGCAGAUACUGUUGAUGGAGAGGGUGAUGAAUCUAUGGUACUGACAGCGGAGACUUUUGAGCACCUUGGAUUUUUGUUGCAGUUCUCUGAAGGAACUCCUUUAAGCCAAGCAGCUACUUUUUUUGCGAAUUCUGACCCAGACAUGCCUGCUGCUCCUGUUCCAGCUACUCAGGUUCAUGACUGGAUUCUGCAGAAUAUAGCUUCUUCCUUGGAAUUUACAGCAGAAAAAUCGACAACGAAGGAAAACAGCCAACAUAGUGUAUCUGACCCUGAUGUGACAAUGGCCGAUGCUGUCACAAAUAUAAGAAUUCAGAGCAGCUCGCCAAAAGGUGCUUCUGUGCAAAAUAAUCCUGGAUACUACCGGAAUACAUCUUUUGUGGAGGGUAUUUCCAAAACUUCUGUUGUCAAACAAGGAUCUGAUAUUAAAGGCCAUUCAAUAAAGGUUUUGAAUUGCCAUGAUUCUGUUAUCUACAUCCUAGCUCCUCUUAAAUAUGCUACCGUGUAUGGAUGUUCUGACACCACUGUUGUUCUUGGUGCUGUUGGUAAGGUGGUAAAAGUGGAGCAUUGUGAACGAGUGCAAAUCAUCGCGGCUUCUAAAAGAAUUUGUAUUGCCAAUUGUCGUGAAUGUAUCUUCUAUUUGGGAGUAAAUCAUCAACCACUUAUUGUGGGGGACAACCAUAAAUUACAAGUUGCUCCGUUUAAUACUUAUUACCCACAAUUGGGGGAGCAUUUGGCACAAGUUGGUGUGGACCCUAAUGUCAACAAAUGGGACCAACCUUUUGUACUGGGAGUUGUUGAUCCACAUGAUUCAUUAUCUCAUCCUGCAGGGGUUUCUGAUAUCCAAGCCGAGUCUGCCACCUGUCUAGAUCCUGAUCUAUUCACAAACUUCUUGAUUCCUAGUUGGUUUGAGGCGGAAGGGCCUACCAAAUACAAUCCAUUUACAUUGCCUGAAGUUUACUGGGCAUCCCAAACGAAAAAGAAUGCUUCUCUGGAAGAUAUUCAAAAGAAUAUCCGGGAACUGGAGCUUGAUGAUAACCGGAAAAAGGAAUUGGCAUGUGCCCUUCAUUCUCAAUUUAAGGACUGGCUAUAUGCGUCUGGGAAUAUCCGCCAGCUUUACUGUUUGCAAGGCGAAUAAGUGCUUACGCGCGCAGUGAAGAUUGUGCAUCGUACUUGUGGAUCCCCUUCAACAGUUCAACCCUGUGCAUCCAACUGCAUUGCCCGCGCUGACUUCUUGUCGACUGAGUUGAUUAAACCUGAUCUUCCAGCAUGUAGUGUUUGUCAAUGUUAAAGAAAUAAUGUACUGCCCAUUUUUGCCAAUUAAUAUUUAUUAGCACCCCCCUCCUAUUGGUUGUAGACUUGUAGUUGGUGCAAGGACCAACUGGUGUUUUGGUGUUUCACGUUUAUAUCCUUGAUGACAUAUACGGCUAUGAAUAGCAGUUACUCAAUUCUUUAGCGAAAUAACCAGUUUCGCUUCAUCAGUUUGGGUCAUUUAUAUUUAUACUGUAAAUGCACUCUGACAAGAUGGGCGUAAGGAAUAUACAGAUGUAUUGGAGCUUUGAAGUACUUGCGAUCUGUA
Brachypodium distachyon (stiff brome) is the source of this 2308-nucleotide messenger RNA. RefSeq names its product TBCC domain-containing protein 1. Lineage: Eukaryota; Viridiplantae; Streptophyta; Magnoliopsida; Poales; Poaceae. The record is from RefSeq and is a predicted model, not a curated record. The coding region runs from base 116 to 1867 and encodes 583 amino acids. The transcript is spliced from 9 exons.